GCUAAAGAGCCGCUCUUUGUCGCCUGGCGAGGAAGCUUCUCAAAGUUUUGGCGGGUUUUGUUUGAACGAACGGUUUGUGGAAUUGCGGUAACAAAAACCUUUGGUAUUUGAGGAAGCUUUGGAAGCCCUGCCGAGCAGCUACCGCGGUGUAAAUAUUAGUGGUUAAAUACCGGAGUAUUGUGAAAUAUUGUCACAUAUUGUUACCGAGUACGAGUAAACAAAUUUUCAAUGGAGGAACAGUGCGGUUCUGGUUGUGUACUCAACGUAACGAGUGAGAUCGAGAAUCGUGACUUGGAGUCAGAGGACGUUACUUUUCCGCCACAGUUGAGAUUCACGGAACAAUCACUUAGCGUGGUUAUCGUAUACUGUCUAUUAUUCGUGAUAGCUGCGGUGGGAAAUUUGACAGUAUUCAUCACUCUGUCACGUGGAAGGCACCGGAAGUCCAGGAUAUCGCUAAUGAUAACGCACCUGGCAGUCGCCGACCUUCUCGUUACCUUUCUAAUGAUUCCGCUUGAGGUUGGAUGGCGUCUGACGGUUCAAUGGCUCGCUGGAAAUUUGGCUUGCAAGGUUUUCCUCUUCCUUCGAGCGUUUGGUCUUUAUUUGUCGAGCAACGUCCUGGUCUGCGUCUCGUUGGACAGGUAUUUCGCGAUCUUGCACCCUCUAAAGUUGAACGACGCCCGGCGUCGCGGAAAGAUAAUGCUGAUUAUUGCGUGGAUCUGCAGCCUUAUCUACGCAGUGCCGCAGAGUUUCGUCUUCCACGUGUCAUCUCACCCCGAGUAUCCGAACUUCCACCAGUGCGUCACAUUCGGAUUUUUCAUGAACCAAGCGGAGGAGAUAGCCUACAACCUGUUCUGCGUUGUUGCCAUGUAUUUCGUACCCCUCUUGGUAAUCUGUUGUACUUACACCAAGAUAUUGUGCGAGAUAAGUACCAAGAGUCGCGAGAGCAGAGAAGACACUGGGCGAUCGGAAGGCGGACGAACCAAAACCAAAAGAUGCACAAACAGUGCCACUGGAGGGCGAUUGGCUUUGCGUAGAUCGGACACAAGCACCAUAGAAAGGGCCAGGGGCAAGACACUGCGUAUGACUAUCACGAUCGUAUCGGUGUUCAUUCUUUGUUGGACUCCGUACGUCGCGAUGACUUUAUGGUACAUGUUCGAUAGGGAGAGCGCGAUGAGAGUCGACACUUGGCUCCAGGACGCCCUCUUUAUCAUGGCCGUGGGAAAUUCCUGUGCCAAUCCCCUGGUCUAUGGAAGUUACGUCGUCAACUUCCGACAUGAAUGUUCGAGGUGUUUGUGCCUCUGUUCAAACACCUCGGAAGCAAAUCUUGACGUCAGAUUGACCUGUCGAAGCAGGGGAAAAUGAAACGACACCGCUGUGUAGAGAGCGGUUGCACUGACGCUCUCUAAAGAAAGAGACAUGCACUUCUGAUUGGAAGAAACAGGGGAGCAUAGCAAGGCUAUCAAGUCCUCCAACCCAGUGAUAAAUUGCAAAACGGACAUUCGGAAAGUUAUAAGGAAUCCUCUUUCGAUUUGCGGUGAUUUUUGAACUUCUCAACCCGUCCCAAGUGAAUUUGUGACUGAUCAGUGUGAUAUGGAUUCAAGGAUUUCUCCACAGAGAGUUCAAAGUUGACUUUUCAGUGGCGCUAAAACUCAAUGGAUAAUGAAUUCAAAUUUGGGAUGUUAGCUGCGCAAUUUCCUUGCGUGUUGACGAUUAAUGGAAAAACUGUUCACUGUUACAUCUUGUAUAUAUAUAUAUGUAUAUAUAGUGUCUAUAUGGUAAAAAUUACGAUUACCUAAUAAGAUUACGUGACUAACGACAGAUCCUGUUACUGUAUUAUAAAGAAUGCAAAUUCGAAAAUUUAGGUGACUUGAAAAAUUAACGACGGAGCCAGGAAUCGAACCUGGUGUCUAGAGAUGCUUUACCGGAGACUUACUCCACUAGACCACCUAGCCGCUUGACUACAAUGUCAUUAAUUUCUCUCAUCACCUGUAUUCGAAAUUUGUUUUGGUUCGUGUGCCGUGCAUUUGUAGAAGUUGAAGGAGUCGUCGCAGAGGCUUGUUUGCGAGUGUAACUCAUUACACUCCUGUAUUAAGCCAUUUUUGACCGGACCGGGCCGAUCAUCAGAGAGAUAUGAAGAAGUUAUAUAUUUUUACGCGAUAAAAAUUCGUAGAGAAUGCAAAUUCGUUAUUGUAUUAUAACAUUGGUGGUCACUAUUAUUCUACAGACAAGGCGCUCACUGUAAGAAACUAUUAGUCUUUAAUCGGUGUAUAAUAUUUGGCGUCUUUUAUGAAUAUCGUGCCGAAAAUCAUGAGUGGUUGAUUGUUUACGAUAAAUAGCCUACUUGUUGAAAUAAUUUUAAAGAAUCAGAAACGUUCACUCAAUACUUGGGAACAUCUCCCGGUGUGAUUGAAUUUGAGAUUUAUGAUCAAACCGACGAAAUAUCAGAAAAGCAAAUUUACUUCUUUACUAUGCACCAAAAACAUUUGAUAUUCAAAAGAGCCAAUGUUAGUCGAAUUUUUUCAGAAAGUGGUUAUAGCCGUCAAAUUCAAGCAUUGGAUUAACUCUGUGAGCUAAAAAAUCAACACGCUAAUUUCCCGGAUUCGUUGCUGCAGUUCGAUGAUGAAAUCUUUUGAAUAAUGUUGUCGAUAUUUUAACAACGCAGUUGUUUUUGAGGUGCGGGGCACUUGUUACGCAUUUUACCUACGUAGGUACCUAAUUCCGAUGUACACAUAUACGUUGUUGAUCUCUGUUAGUUGAAUUAACGAACUAUCCGGUAUUCUGAUGAUAAGAGUGGAAUAAAAUUUAUGGUCUUGAAGAUGGAUCGUGACCCAUGUACUGUGGUUUUAUCGCAGCUUACCUGUAUUUUGAAAAAUGGAAGCAGCUAAUAUAAAAACGAUGGGCGCAACCAUUUUCAAAGCCUAUUAAGUCAUUCUGACAGAUUUCUCCCUCAACUCGAUUGUCUUAUUCAUGUUGGAAGAUUUUAACAUAUCUAAUAUUUAUGUCAUAUCCUUCACUAAGGCAUCACAGACCUGAGAGUUUUUGUGUCAAUAAUAUCUUCUGUAAGCUGAUUGUGAAUGUCUUAACGAUUUCACGACGUUUUGUAUUUCG
Neodiprion virginianus is the source of this 3108-nucleotide messenger RNA. Its product is annotated as adipokinetic hormone/corazonin-related peptide receptor variant I-like. Gene Ontology annotation, cellular component: membrane. Gene Ontology annotation, biological process: G protein-coupled receptor signaling pathway. Gene Ontology annotation, molecular function: G protein-coupled receptor activity; peptide binding. The transcript has 7 exons. The coding region runs from base 229 to 1362 and encodes 377 amino acids. Lineage: Eukaryota; Metazoa; Arthropoda; Insecta; Hymenoptera; Diprionidae. The record is from RefSeq and is a predicted model, not a curated record.